AUGGCUCCCCCCGCGCUCCUGCUCCUCUCUGCUCUCUUUCUGUUCCACUCGUCUUACGCUCAGCAGCCAGAAGAGUCGUGCACGGUGCAGAUCCUGGUCCCAGGACUCAAAGGAGAACCAGGGGACAAGGGCCAUAAAGGGGCCCCAGGACGACCAGGAAGACUGGGGCCUCCAGGAGACAUGGGCACACCUGGGAUAAAAGGCCACAAAGGAGCAUUGGGACGCUAUGGGAAAGUGGGGCCCAGUGGAAUGAAAGGAAAUAAAGGAGAAACAGGAGACCCAGGUCCAAAAGGUCCAAAUGGAGAGCCCGGCCUGCCCUGUGAGUGCGCUCCAAUAAGGAAGCUGAUUGGAGAGAUGGAUCUGCUUGUUGACCAGUUAUCCACAGAACUGAAAUUCAUUAAAAAUGCCCUGCCCUCCCCUGCAGCUGUCGCUGGCAUUAAGGAGACAGAGAGAGCGGCGUAUCUGCUGGUGAAGGAGGAGAAGCGCUUCUGGGACGCCCAGCUGUACUGUCAGGCCAGGGGAGGGCAUCUGGCCAUGCCCAAAGACCAGGAGUCCAACUCAGCCAUCGCCACCUACCUGCGGGAGGCUGGGGUCAGCAGGGUCUACAUCGGUCUGAGCGAUGUGGACCGAGAGGGCGUCUUCACCUACGUGGACUCGUCUCCCAUGAGCACCUUCAGCGCCUGGAGACGAGGAGAACCCAACAACGCCUACGACGACGAGGACUGCACCGACCUGCUGUCCUCGGGGGAGUGGACCGACGUGUCCUGCAGCCCCACCAUGUACUUUGUCUGUGAGUUCAGCAAGGACCACAUCUGA
Molecule: messenger RNA, 816 nt
Organism: Knipowitschia caucasica
Lineage: Eukaryota; Metazoa; Chordata; Actinopteri; Gobiiformes; Gobiidae
Source: the annotation of a GenBank genome assembly